CCUAGCCUCAGAGCCUAGUGGUUGGGACACUGUGGCUUGCUGAAUUGGCUUCGGAGCUGGAAAAAGGCUGAAAGGGAGGGGUAGCCUCAGCUAUGAGGCGGAUCUUUGGCCUCAGCAGUAGGGGCCAGGUGCCCUCGGGCCCCGCAGGCCUGCAGGGCAGCUUCGGAGGUCCACAGCACAGGGUUCGCCCCAGGUCCAUGGGCAAGCUCCACAAAGCUGCCAGCGUGGGCAACACGGCCAAGGUGCAGCAUCUCCUCAUUAUGGGGAAAAGUGGCGUCAAUGACAGAGACAAGAAGCACAGGACUGCUUUGCAUUUUGCCUGUACCUCUGGCCAUCCGGAAGUGGUGACUCUCCUGGUGGACAGGAAGUGUGAAAUCAAUGCCUGUGACAGUGAGAACAGUACCCCUCUGAUUAAGGCUGUACAAUGCCACCAGGAGGAGUGUGUGACUAUUCUCUUGGAACAUGGUGCUGAUCCGAAUAUUGCAGAUGUCAGCAGCAACACUGCUCUCCACUAUGCUGUCUCUAGUGAAAACACAUCAAUAGCAGCAAAACUGCUUUCACACCAUGCAAAGACUGAGGCCAAAAAUAAGGAUGACCUCACACCAUAUUUGCUUGCUCUCAAGGAUAACAAACAGCAAGUAGCAGAAUUACUUAUAAAGGAAAAAGCAAAUAUUCAUGCGGUGGAUAAGCCGAGAAGGUUUUCCAACAAACCUUGUCCUGAUGAUUCCUGGCAUACAUCAGAUGUGUAUGACUAUAAUUUUGAUAACAAGAAGGUCCCCCAAAUAAAUCCUACUGAGCUAUGGCCUGCUGUUCAGCAAUCCAGAAAACAUCAAGCAAAAUAUGGCAUUGAGGAACCGGGAAACAAAACCUUGCUUGACAACAGUAUUUCUCAUAGUGAGAGUAAUGAUGUAGUUGUAACUCUUUCUAAAACAUCAGUCAAUGUCCAGAGCUUUUCUCAGUCUUCCUUUUUAUCACCAACACCUGACCCAAAGGUUUCUGUUAGUCAUGAAGAUCUAUUGCCUAAAAAUCACAGGUUGCAGGUUGAAAUUGCCAGAUUAAGACUAGAAAGAGAUGCAAUAAAAAAUCAGAACCAGGUAAAGGAAAAGAAAUAUCUGGAAGAUACUGAAAUUGAACAUGAAAAGAAUGAUGACCUUCAAAAGACAAUAAAACUGACUGAGGAAAGAAUAUUUCAAUGUAAUGGACAGCUUAAUAGUCUGACAGAAAAUACACUGCUAAAUUCUAAACUGGAGAAAGAAAAACAAAUCAAGGAAAGACCGGAAACAGAAACUGAAUCACACCGUUCCAGUCUGGGUGCUGCUGGACAUAAUUAUGAAAGUCAGACAUCAAAUAGAGAUGUGGAACUUGCUUCCCAGAGAGGAAGGAAUGAGCAGGUUCGUUUACAGGACAAGCUGAAUUUUGCUAUAUCUAACCUAAAAAAUAACUAUGAGAUGCUUUCCCAACAGCUUUCUCAAGCUGAAAGAAAAUUCAGUAGCCUAGGAAUUGAGCUCCGUCUUAUAAGAGAUGCUCUUAGAGAAAAUACUUCAGUUUUACAACAGAUACAAAGAGACGUGAAGCAAACACAGUGUCCAAUGAAAGAAAUUAAACACAUGAAUCAGGAUGAAGAAGGGAAAGUAAAUAAAUACAUGGGAACACAGGAAUCUAUAGAAGAGAGGUUAUCUCAGCUAGAAAGUGAAAAUGCAUUGCUUCGACAUCAGUUGGAUGAUACUCACAAAAAACUUGACUAUAAAGAAAGGACACUAAUAAAUAUCCAAAACCAGUUUCAUGGUACUGUGAAGACACUUCUAGGUGAGAGUAAAAAACAAACUCUCAAGCUGGAAGACAGAAAUAAAGAGGUAAUGGAUGAAUGUAAUCAUUUAAAAGAAAACACAUAUCAGUAUGAAAAGGAGAAAGCAGAAAAAGAAGUAGUUGUGAGACAACUUCAGCAAGAACUGGCUGAUGCCCUAAAAAAACAAUCUAUGCCAGAGGCUUCACUGGAAGUUUCUUCACUUUAUCACAUUAACUUAGAAGAUGAGACACGGGAUUUAAAGAAGAAACUAAGUCAUAUCAGAAGUCUAUUGGAAGAAGAACGGAAUCGACACAAAGAGACUGUGCGGUAUACUGAGAAGCUGCAAGGACUCCUGCAAAAGCUUAAACUUGAAAAUUUCCGGCUAAAAAGUGAAGUAAAAAAGCAAAAAGGGGAAAUUGAACAGCUUCAGAAAAACCUGUUAAGUACAAAUUUGUCUGAAGGUGAUAAAGAACAGUUAAAGAAAUUUACUGCAUUAACAGAGUAUCAGAAAUAUACUUUGGAUGAAGAAAAGAGGAAAAAUGGUGAAUUACGAAAAGAGCUAACUGGAUUUAAGAAACUUUAUAAAAUGACAGAAAUAAAGUUAAAUGAGCAGGAAAAUGGAGACUUCCGUUUUCAUGGAGAUUUAAAAUCCAAUGAAUUGGAUAUCCCAAUUAACAUGCUAAUACACAAGGUUGAUGAUCUUGCAGCAAAACUGGAAACUGCAUCAUUCAAAUGUCUACAUCUGGAUAAAAGUGAUUUUCUCCAGCAGGAGUUAUUAUCCAUGAAAAAUAUACUACAAAAGAAAUGUGAAACACUAGAGAAGAAUGAAAAGAAAUUGGAAGAAGAAGUAGUUAACCUGAGAAAUCACGUAGAGGAGAAUGGGGUAAAACAUGGCCAAGCAGAACAGUACAAGCAAGAGACUGAAGAAAGAGUCAGCCAGGAGUUAGUAGAAAAAUUAAAAGAAGUCAAUCUAUUUUCACAGAUACAAGCAGCAUCUCAAGAAAUUUUCCAGCAAUUAAGAGAGACUAAUAAUGCUUCCAUGAGAAGUCAGACGGAACUCAUAAUUGAAGACCUCCAAGCAGAGGUCUCUAAAAUGAAACCUCAAGGAAAGUUUAAUAAAAUUGAACUGGAAAAAUAUAGCCAAUGCUAUCUAGAAUUGAAGAGUAGCGAGUCAUUGUCCAGUGAACCAAACAAUCUUUACAGGGCUAAUAGAAGGCUACAAGAGGCCAAUAACAAAAUUCUGGUGGAACAACAACAAAACCCAUUUUUACUGAGCAGUGUUAAUACAAAACCUCUCCUAGAAUAUCCUUGUGUUGGAAAUCUUCAUCAUAGUUUGGUGUUCCCAAGAAGUUUUCUUCCCAGAGAAAACUUUGCGGUUCCUCCAUUAAACCCAAAGCCUUCAAUCAGCAGCAUGGAGAGCUACCUGGCUGAGAUGCAGCAAAAAUUGCAUUAAAGUAUAACUAGAGAAGUAAGAGAAGCUCCUGCCAAACUUGAAUCUGAAUCCUUUAAAGUUUCUUCCACAAGAUCUGCUAAUAAAUCAAGCCAAGGUCUAAUUUCAGAAACAUCACAAGAAUAUCUGGAGAUUUUAAGGAGAAGAUAUAAGAUCUGAAAAGACAAUUUUGUUUAUUGGACUUUAUAUAUAUAACAUUUAAAUUAUAUCCCAUAUGGUGUAUGAUAUGAACUUUGUUGAAGGAAAAAAACCUUUGUAUCAUAGAUACAUGAUGAAAAUUUAUAUACUAUUUUAAACUCCUUCUUGACAUCUGUAACUUUUAAGUGAUGUUUGCAAGUAAAAAUCAGUGCUACUGAGUUUUAUGUACUCAAACUUCCCAAAUGCCAGCCUUUUA
Heterocephalus glaber (naked mole-rat) is the source of this 3630-nucleotide messenger RNA. Its product is annotated as ankyrin repeat domain-containing protein 26-like. The record is from RefSeq and is a predicted model, not a curated record. Lineage: Eukaryota; Metazoa; Chordata; Mammalia; Rodentia; Bathyergidae. Gene Ontology annotation, molecular function: protein binding.